Molecule: messenger RNA, 2203 nt
Organism: Mercenaria mercenaria
Lineage: Eukaryota; Metazoa; Mollusca; Bivalvia; Venerida; Veneridae
Product: RNA-binding protein 8A-like
Exons: 6
Coding region: 76-588 (170 amino acids)
Biological process (GO): RNA splicing
Cellular component (GO): cytoplasm; exon-exon junction complex; nucleus
Molecular function (GO): mRNA binding
Source: RefSeq, a predicted model, not a curated record
AGCGUCUUUUCUGUUCUGCAAGCUCUUCACUUUGGUUCUGGUGUUUAGGCUCAGAACCAGUCCAGAAAACAAAGUAUGGCCGACGUUUUGGAUUUGGAAGGCGGAGAAGCCGAGUUUGAGAUAGAUGAAGUCGGUGAUGAGGGACUUCAGAAAUUGAAAGAAAAGGCCAAAAAGAGGAAAGGAAGAGGUUUUGGUUCAGAAGGAACAACCCGCAGUGGAGUGGAAGAUUAUGAAGCAAUGGACGUUGAAGCAACAUCAGAAGAUGGUGGACCAGGUCCCCAAAGAUCCAUUGAAGGAUGGAUCCUGUUUAUCACUGGUGUUCAUGAAGAGGCACAAGAAGAUGAUGUUUAUGACAAGUUUGCAGAUCAUGGGGAAAUAAAGAAUCUACAUCUCAAUCUGGACAGACGAACAGGUUUCUUAAAGGGUUAUGCACUGUUAGAGUAUGAGACAUUUAAAGAGGCACAGAGUGCCAUGGAUACUCUCAAUGGAAGUGAAAUCCUCGGACAGAAAAUCAGCGUCGACUGGGCUUUUGUGAGAGGAGCACGAAAAACUAAGAGCCGGAGAGAAGAGAGGAAUAGACGAAGAUGAUUUGCUCAUUAUUAUCAGUGUUUGGUGUACAUGUCAUUUAUGGGAGAAGCAAAUUAUCGCUUCAUUUCCAGGAACUUUUCAUUUUAACAGAAAUGACUUUUUUUGGUAGAAAUGUCUACCACUGUGGUCAACACAGAGUGGCUGAAAGAAUAUUAUGUGAAUUUAAGAAAAAAUUUAUUUUAGACUGGAAUUUAUUUCAGUAGUUUUUCUCUCUGUAGAAUAUCUUCAGUACAUACAAAAAUUUUAAGUCUGAUUUCAAGAAACAUGUGAAUCUUUGUAAAAAAAGGUAUUUUAAUGAAUUCAGUACAUACAAAAAUUUUAAGUCUGAUUUCAAGAAACAUGUGAAUCAUUGUAAAAAAGGUAUUUUAAUGAAAUCAAGUUUUCAUGUUACAAAAUUGCGGUUUGUAUAGAUUUUCAUUUGUUUCGAUAACUUGAGUAGACUUAGCAAAAUAAGACCUCUUUUCUUGAAGCAUGCCAGGUUUAAUUUGCCAACUUUUGAUUUACUUUUAGCUCAGCUUUUUAAGAUAUUGUGUAAUUUGAAAUAGUUUUAUUAUAACGUAAAAGGAAAGAAAACCAAGAUGAAAGUAAUCAUAUUUCAGAUGAAAUUAAAUUUUUCUGUGAUGUUAUUUACUAGGGCAAGAAAGUUAAUAAUAACAAUGAUUCAGAGAAUGUAAAUAAGAACUCUUAUUGAGGAGCUGGCAUGUACAAGACCUGUACUUUCAGAGGUUAAUAUUUAAUCUCCCGCCACGAGUGGUGAGGGGUUAUGGGAAUGGCGUCCGUCCGUCUGUAAAAAUUGUAUCAACUCCAUUAACUAAAAGCCUUGAAGGGUUUUCAUGAAACUUUGGUCAAAUGAUCACCUUAUCAAGACAAUGUGCAGAACUCCUGAGUCAGCCAUGUCGGCUCAAGAUCAAGGUGACAACUCAAGGUCAAAGGUUUGAGCCUUCCAUUUUGUGUCCGCUCUGUAUCUCCUAAACCCCUUGAAGGAUUUUCAUGAAACUUGGGUCAAAUGAUCACCUCAUCAAAAGGAUGUGCAGAACUUAUUAGUCAGCCAUGUUGGCUCAAGGUCAAGGUCACAACUCAAGGUCAAAGGUUUGAGGACUAUAAAAUAUACUUAAGAAUGUCAGUUUUCCCAACCAAUCUCAUCUCAGUAUCCAUAACAGCAUUGGGGGAUAUAGCUGUCUUUCAGACUGCCUUGUUCUGCUUAAUUAUUUUUUAUAAAUUGACUACAGUUUGUUUUGUGAACGUUCACUCAAAUGUCUGCUAAUAAAAGUUCUGAAGACUCGUCACUAUGAUGCAAUACUAAAGGUUUUCAGAAUUUUACAGUAUUACGCAAUAUUAACAAAGGUAACUCAGAUUUUUAAAGGUUUUAAUGAUAAUACUGUAGAGUUAGUUUCAGACAUAAAACUUAAUGAAUCUGGCCACUAUAUUGUAUUUAAUUUUUAUUUUUCACAGUUGACAUGAGGCAAGCCUCCUUAUGUAUUUUUCUCAUACCACAGAAAAAGUACAAAUACAAAAUACUUGUAGUUGUACUACCCUCCUCAUUAGUACAUAUUUCUCAUUGUAUAUAGAAUGCAGUUGUGUUAAUACUACAUCAGUAAUAAAAGUCAUUAAUGUA